ACUCGGUCGAACAUGCUCUAACUCUGACCCAAUGCAUCAAGACCUCCAUCAGUGUCGCCAGCCAUAUACCCCCAUGCAAAGCUACUAUGAGGACAGUGCUCCUCUUCAGUAGCGCAUGUCUCCGCCCUGCGCUGACCUCUUGCACCCGCAAUGCAACUCCGACAACGACGCGACGCCUCUUCAAAGAGUAUUCCGUGCUUCAGCGCCCCUUCAAGCAUUUCAAGAGGCCGCCGAAACCACCAUACGGCAAGACUGCCUUUGUUGCAUCUCUCAGUCCUCUUGCAUUCGUUGACAUAAGCGAUCAUGACCCGGAAGAUGGGCAGACCGGCGAGGAGCUCAUGCUCAAAGCAUCAAGAGAGGAAUUGAAGAAGCAGGUGCCGAAACCUCUCCAGAACUCGAAGAAGUAUCGGAGAACGAUAUAUUACUUUGUGGACUAUUAUAUUUGGGAGCCGAUAUGUACGGCGUUUCGAUUCUUGCAUUUGGUUGUCAUAUUCGUCCCAGUGAUCGCGACGAUUCCAGCGAUAUGGUUUGGAAAAAGGCGGAAGGAUAGAGAUAAUGAGCGGUCCGGGACGCUUUUCUGGUACUGGUUCCUGGUUAAGUCCAUGGAAAGAGCGGGAGCUGCAUUUAUAAAGCUUGGUCAAUGGGCAGCAUCACGGACAGAUAUCUUUCCUAACGAACUCUGUGCGGUAAUGUCGAGUCUACAUUCAGAUGCACCAGCACACUCGAUGGCGAGUACCAAGAAGACUAUAGAAAGAGCAUUUGGUGGUCGAUCAUUUGAAGAUAUAUUCGAGGAGUUUGAUGAGAAGCCUCUAGGGGUGGGAGCGAUCGCACAGGUCUACAAGGCUAAACUCAAAGACGAUCUGACGGUUCCUCCUGACGUGGAUCUCGAUGAGCCUAAUCUUAGACAAAGGUUCAGGAAAGGUGUUGAUGUCACGCUCAAGCAUGUCCCGCAGAGGAAGCCAUCAAGCUACGUUGCCAUCAAAGUUCUGCAUCCGGGCAUCGAUAAGAUAGUGCAACGAGAUAUCAAGAUCAUGGGCGCGUUCGCUAGUAUUAUCAAUGUACUGCCUGGAAUGGAAUGGCUUUCGUUCCCGGAUGAGGUCAGGGUCUUUGGGAAUAUGAUGAAGCUACAAUUAGACCUGCGCAUAGAAUCGGCCAAUCUCACGGUAUUCCGUAAGAACUUCGCGAACCGAACUACGGCUUGGUUCCCCUACCCGUAUACAGACUACACCACACGACAAGUCCUGAUCGAAGAGUUUGCCCACGGCAUCCCGUUGAGCGACUUUCUCGAGAACGGCGGUGGAGUGUUUCAGAAGGACAUUGCAGACGAGGGCUUGGACGCAUUUCUGACUAUGGUCCUCAUCGACAAUUUCAUUCACGCCGAUCUCCACCCUGGAAACAUCAUGGUCCGUUUCUACAAGCCGGAGCAGCUCGAUGUUCCCAAGUUCAGCAAGCAGGCCAAAUCUACCCCUCAGGAGUCUACUGAUGUGACAGAAGAAGUGCUAAGUCGUCUUCGGCCACACAAGAAGAACAAGGCCGAGUGGACGAAACAGCUAGCACAGAUAGACAACGAAGGAUACCGACCACAGCUGAUCUUCAUUGACACUGGUCUAGUAACCGAGCUGAACGCAACGAACAGGGCAAAUUUCCUGGAUCUCUUCAAAGCCGUCGCAGAAUUCGAUGGCUACAAGGCCGGACAUUUGAUGGUCGAACGUUGUCGGCAACCCGAGGCGGUCUUAGACAAAGAAGUCUUUGCACUUAGGAUGCAGCAUCUUGUGCUAGGCGUCAAGAGUCGAACUUUCGCAUUGGGAAAGAUUAAGAUUGGUGACAUUUUGAAUGAAGUGCUGAGCAUGGUGCGUGGGCAUCAUGUUAGGCUUGAGGGCGAUUUCGUGAAUGUCGUCCUGAGUAUUCUGCUUCUGGAAGGCAUUGGGAGAAAUCUAGAUCCGAACCUAGAUUUAUUUGCAGGUGCUCUCCCGAUCCUUCGACAACUGGGCGCUCAAUCAGGUUCUUCGAUGUUACGAGGUGGAGAUUUCUCCAUGCUCAAAGUAUGGGCUGGUCUCGAAGCAAGAAGUCUGUUACAGGCAUCUGUUGAGACUAUCGAAGCAUGUGUAAAAUAUGACCAGCUUUCACCGAAUAUUUGAUAAUAAUAUGGGACAAUUGGACAAGAACGCAUUGUCAAUCAAAGGAGUUAGGAGCGGAUCAUGUUGUUACGAGGGACACGUGGAUAGGUAUAAUGAUCAUUCGGACGGUAGUUGCUGAUUAUAUAGAGGCAUUGAAGUUCAGAGGACUUCUGCUGAUGUUCCAUACUAUGAUAUAAUUCAC
Molecule: messenger RNA, 2319 nt
Organism: Pseudovirgaria hyperparasitica
Lineage: Eukaryota; Fungi; Ascomycota; Dothideomycetes; Acrospermales; Acrospermaceae
Product: ABC1-domain-containing protein
Exons: 3
Coding region: 87-2138 (683 amino acids)
Cellular component (GO): mitochondrion
Source: RefSeq, a predicted model, not a curated record